AUGCGUGCAUUCAUCGUCUUGUGUUUGGUGGCCACAGCUUGUGCCCAAUAUAACUAUCAAGUUGGCGGAGGUUCUGAUGGGACCAGUGCAUCAUUGAGUUCCAGCGCUGUUGGCAGCAACUCAGCAUCCUUCGAAGCUGUGAAUGCUGGUGGUAAUAUUGCAAGUGGAAUUAGUGGUGGAAGUAGUUUCGGUGUCUCAUCCAACGCUGCUCCUGCUAUAGGAACUAUUUCAUCAUAUGGUGUAUCUAGUUCUGGUCCUUCAUUGGCUGCCACAACAUCUUCAUACUCUGCUCCAGCUUUUACUGCUACCUCUGAAGGUAGCAUUGGUGGCACAGCCAACAUUGUUUCUGGCCAAACUGGUGCUUCAUUCACAUCUUCUUCCUCUGCUCCAGCUUUUACUGCCACCUCUGUGGGUACCACCGGUGGUGCUUCCAACUUUGCCCCAGCCCAAGCUGAAUUGGAAAAAGAAUUCUACACCUUCACCGCUAACGAAGAAGAUUUCAGUGAACCCGCUGGCUCCAACCAAAUCAACGCCAUUGCUAAACAAGGUCUCCGUGUUAUCUUCAUCAAGGGUCCCGAAAACACUGGUCUUGAAGAUGCUGUCUUGGGUUUGGCCAAAUCUGCUGCUGAACAAAAAACCGCCAUCUAUGUGCUCAACAAACAAGCUGACCUCUCCGCUUUGGCUGAGAAAUUGAACACCGCCAGUGGUGAUGUUAACCACAAACCCGAAGUUCACUUCGUCAAAUACCGUACUCCUGAAGAUGCUGCCAAUGCCCAAAAAGCCAUUCAAGCUCAAUAUGAUGCCUUGGGUGGUAAAUCGGAACACUUCAAUGGUGGUGUUGCUCCAUCACUGAACUUUGCAUCUGCAGCUCCUGCUGCUACUGCUGGACAACAAAGUGGUUCAUUCCAAAGUGGUACAGUUGGUCAACAAGUUGGAUCAUUCCAAGCCGCCACUGGUGUUCAACAAGGUGGAUCCUUCCAAGUCGCAACUGAUGGACAACAAAGUGGUUCAUUCCAAACUGGUACAGUUGGUCAACAAGUUGGAUCUUUCCAAGCUGCCACUGGGGUUCAACAAGGUGGAUCAUUCCAAGCUGCUACUAGUUCUACCUAUUUGCCUGCCUCUAUUAUCCGCCGUUACCGUGCUUAA
This is a messenger RNA of Musca vetustissima, 1146 nucleotides long. RefSeq lists its product as uncharacterized. Lineage: Eukaryota; Metazoa; Arthropoda; Insecta; Diptera; Muscidae. The record is from RefSeq and is a predicted model, not a curated record. The transcript has a single exon. The coding region runs from base 1 to 1146 and encodes 381 amino acids.